Molecule: messenger RNA, 130 nt
Organism: Cetraspora pellucida
Lineage: Eukaryota; Fungi; Glomeromycota; Glomeromycetes; Diversisporales; Gigasporaceae
Source: the annotation of a GenBank genome assembly
CAUUGAUGCUUGUGACACUACUUAUACUAAUUCUGCUGAAUUUUUUAAAGAAUUAAAGAAUAGAGAAUCAUCAUUAGAAUGGAAUAUGCUUUUGGGUAAGGUGGUUAACAAUGUUUUGGCUAUUCUGUGA